Messenger RNA from Phaedon cochleariae (mustard beetle), 717 nucleotides. Lineage: Eukaryota; Metazoa; Arthropoda; Insecta; Coleoptera; Chrysomelidae. The record is from the annotation of a GenBank genome assembly.
UUAAAGGUAGUUGCUUUCAAAGUGAAGAGAAGAAGAAGAAGAGAAGUUGCUUAACCUAAAACCCAUGUGAAAAACUAGAAAAGCCCAAAAAUUUGAACCUGCUGAGCCCGGGGAAUUUUUUUCGCAAAGAUGACCAAACUACGUAAACAAAGGCGAAGGAAAGUGUUUAGACACAAUGUGAAUAGAAAAAGAAUGAGAAAUAAAAUAUUUGGGGUAGGAAAUAUUGGGUGUAAGGAAGUUAAAAAUGCGUGGGAGAAUAAAAAAUCUAUUGAAACAAAUCUGAUAGAAAUGGGUUUGUCAUAUGACCCUAAUAAAACUAUCAAAAUCCCAAAGUCAAAAACUGAAUUGAAAGCCUUCUUGAAGUCUAACAAAGGAGAGUGGAAUGAAACACAGAUAGAAGAAAUGGACAUGCCUACAAGACCAGAUAAAAAACAAGUAGUUACAAUUCUAGAAGAAGAGGCUAAAGCUCCAAGACAAAGAAAAAUAAGGCUUCCUAAUAGCAUAGUUGAGUGGGUAACUUAUUUAAUGAAUAAGUAUGGGAAUGAUUUCAAAGCUAUGGAGCGAGACAAAAAAAAUUAUAAUCAAGAAACAUGGAAGCAGAUAAGGCAAAAAAUUAGAAGGUUUUUGAGCAUUCCAGAACAGUGUAAUAAAUAUAAGGAAGACAUUAAUUUCAGUGUUUUUGAUUUUAGUGAGCAUAUAUCUGAUGAUGAAUUAUAA